UUGGUUGGUUGGUUGGUCAGCGUGUCAGCGUAACACGACGCUGGCGCGCGUACGGUGUAAAUAAAUGAACGCAUGGCAACUUGGCAAGCUUUCAUGGCAAGUUUUUCAGUGACAGAGGCAGUCGCUAUCCUAUCCCAAAAUUUUGACGAGAAACGAUCGCGUCUCUGCUGAGGCUCUAUACUCGGGUCACUGACAUGAUAGCACCGUAUCUUUAUGGCCAAACAAUAUCAGAAUCCAAACAGCCACAAAGCUAUACCUAUACAGCGAUACGCGAAGUACAUUAAGAACUGCGCACUCUAACGAAGAACAUUGACGAUGAGAGGAAAAGUGGAAACGGUUCAUGGCCCGAUCGACCCCGAUGCACUCGGAUCGGUACUUACCCACGAACAUCUUUCGCACACACUGGACGAUCGAGUAUUUACUGUAACGCACGCACAUCACCAUGCUUACAUGAAAACGAGUCCCAUCGUACUAGAAAACAUGUGGUGGAUACGUCAGUUUCCGUACAGCCACGUCGAUAACUUGAUAUUUUCGGACGAAAACACGAAAGCAGCAGUGAUCGAAGAGAUGAAGUUCUUCAAGCAGAACGGAGGAGGCACCAUUGUAGAAAAUUCGUGUCGUGGGAUGGGACGCGACAUACCUUUCUUUCGCAAGAUCUCGACUGAGACUGGGGUGCACGUUGUUGCAGGGACAGGCUACUAUGUGACGGCCAACUAUUCAGGUCACAUACUCUCAACACCUGUGGAAGAGCUCACGCAGGAAUUUGUGAGCGACAUCAUCGAUGGAGCAGACGGCACUACUGCACGCUGCGGCAUCAUUGGCGAACUGGGGUGUACGUGGCCUCUUCAAGAUUUUGAAAAGAGAGUGCUGCGAGCCGCGGCUGCCGCACAGCAGGCCACGGGUUGCCCCGUCAUAAUCCAUCCUGGCCGUAACCCCAAGGCUCCCUUCGAAAUCAUCAGAAUUUUUACUGAAGCAGGGGGUCGUGCAGGCCACACAGUCAUGUCUCAUUUAGAUCGCACUCUACUAGAGGAAACAGAACUAGCAGAGUUUGCGUCGUUGGGAUGCUACUGUGAACACGAUCUGUUCGGAAUAGAGACAUCUCACUACCAGCCAGGCCCGGCUUCCGACAUGCCGAGUGAUGCCCAGCGUCUGCGUCUCCUCAAGUACCUUGUCGAUCAGGGGUACGAAGACCGUAUUGUCGUUGGUCACGACAUUCAUACCAAGCACAGACUGAUGAAAUAUGGGGGCCACGGUUAUUCCCACAUUCUGCUGAACAUUGUACCCAAGAUGUUGGAGCGUGGAUUUUCACCGGUUGUCGUCCACAAGAUCACCCAGACCAACCCACAAACGUGGCUCACGUUUUUUCAAUAAUGCCCUUGAUAAUCACGCAUGUGCCAUCCCGAAGAGGAUGCCACAAGGGUUAACAAAGUAAUCUAUGCACCUUAUAUUAUUAAUGUCUGUUUAGCAGUUUUAUCUCUAAGGGACCUCACAUAAAUAUAUUUGAUAUUACUUCAUUUGGAUGUAUUUUUUUACAAAAUAAAGUAUCGAAAAUAAGCCACACGACAACAAUGAGGUCAGUUAGACUCUGUUCCUUUAUGUGUCCAUGCUUUCAUAUUGGACAUUCUCGCAAAAAUGCUUGUGUUAGCAAAAUAUUGCAAAACGCACUUUAUCUCGAGCACCAGACACUGGGCCUGUCAUGCUCUGAUUAAGUGCAACUCUUUUUAUUAUUAUAUUCUUGCAGACUACUGUAUACUCUAUAUCCCCUAAUCUGCAUAUAAAGUAAAUGGUGCUUUUGGAUGAAAAAUAAUGAAGCCCAAAGAUGCGUAAGGAAAAAAAAAAUCAUGCCAUAACGCACUUGCUGUGCAAACGCAAAAGUUCUGUCCUACAAGGCAGAUUUGCGCACAUGUCAAGUUGCUAGAUGUAAUGAUAGCUAUAUUCCCACUUCCAAGACUGAAAGAUGAGGCGCUGUAGCGCAUUCUACAGGGAAGUUUUCCUGUACGCAGCACUCAAAAGCUGCCACUUGGUGAGGACCAAAAACGCAACUGCACCAUCCUAUGGGGAGUGCUCACUCAAACUUACGUAAAAAAAGAAACAAAAAUAAAUAAAUAAAAAAAACAAAAGCUGCUACAUGUUCGACUUAAAGCCACAACACAUGCAAAAUACAUGGGAGACAAACGUAAAACCCCAUCCUAUAUAAAAACCGAAGUCAUGCCAGGGCAGACUCUGCGGAUGGUGCGUUUAAAUAUUAAUAUAUAUCUUUCGUCUUAAAACCUGGUUUUAAAACGGAGAGUUAGGCUUUGCAAGUAUACUCGGUUACGAUGCGUACAAUGACAGAAUCGCUCUUCCACCUGUGAGUGAAACUUGCUGCUAAAAAGAAACAGAAGCACCCAGGGAUACACAUAUUCACACACAUCACAUUCAACUACACCGACCUUGUCGCGGGCCUUGCACUGCUGCCUUGAAACGGGUACUUCAAGGCAAGCAAGGCCCAUGCUUCACUAAGGCACUGGGACAAGUGGGCCACAAUGAAUGUGCCAAUCCAUAUGACAAACCACAACCUACUACUAUAGAUAGACACCUAGAUGCAUGCCAAUCACCUAUGGGAGACGCAAGUCACAGGUUCGUUACGGUGGAGGCCACUAGAAGAGCUAUCAUUACUGACAUUUUCAAUAAAUGUGGUUUUGUGGUGUUUUGAGCACUUCUAUUGAAAAUUUGAAGAAUUUUGUAUUGAAAUUGUUUUCCAAAAUUAUUGAACAAUUGGAAAUAUUUAAAAAUUCUGUUGAAAAAUUUCCAAAUCCCAACGAGCCCAACGUGAUACUUUAUGUCACAUUACUGAGGAGGGGAAAUGACAUCCGCAUCAUGGCUACUUUCUGCUGCUUGCUAUCCGCGCGCAACCCUCUUUAUCGUUGUUCACAAUGCUGUGGUGGUUUUGGAAAAUCAUGUAUUGCCCAAAAGUGCCAAAUAUCAUAGUGAAGCGGUAUAUGUCUGUCUCCAUUUAUAGUAGUAGGUCAUGAUGACAAUGUCCUGCACAGAUGGGUAUGCAGAGACAUGCCACCCACUGAUAGCAGUACUAAGGAUUCCUUAAUUUUGUACCACCUAUAGCUGCCAACACAUUUGUUUCGUAUCCUGGCAUUUAUCACCGUCUGAUUCGACUAGAUCCUAGUUGCUGCCCAAAAGAGGCUGCGUGCAGUGAUCACUUUUCACCAUUUCUUAGAAUUAUGUUGGCAAGGACACCAUCUGUACAAUGCAAUAUUGUAUGUUUCUCUUGCACCAUUAAGAGUAUUUGCAUAAAGCUAUUCCAUGCAA
Messenger RNA from Ornithodoros turicata, 3306 nucleotides. RefSeq names its product phosphotriesterase-related protein-like. The transcript has 7 exons. Lineage: Eukaryota; Metazoa; Arthropoda; Arachnida; Ixodida; Argasidae. Gene Ontology annotation, biological process: catabolic process. Gene Ontology annotation, molecular function: zinc ion binding. The record is from RefSeq and is a predicted model, not a curated record. Bases 316 to 1371 code for a protein of 351 amino acids.